AUAGGAUGAACCAGCGCCUCUCAGGCUGGACGCCCGCCGGGGACACCGCAGACAGUCCCACCCCCAGGGGCGACAGCGACUCUUCUGAAUUCCGGAAAUAACCUUUUCUAGAGGGACCGGAAGCCCGGUGGGGACAGUGGCAGGAACGGACUGCCCAACCAACUGUUCUUCCGGGUCCGGAAGGUGAUCUCCGCCCAUGCUCAGAAUCCAGGGGCCCGGGUCCGUAGGUAGGAGUGAGAUGGAUGGGGUCCCUUAACCAAGGUCGUCCAGUCCAGGUGGCGUGUGUUGUUUGGCCUAACGUGUCAGUGACACAAAUCACGCGAAUUCAUAAACAUUGACAGUUCGGAAGCCUUUCUAAGAUGCAUUUAAUCCCUGCGUGAGCCCACGUUAGGCAUUCACGAACGCAUGUGCGCUGUUCUCUCGGAAGCCGCCGGCUGGCUUUCCCUCCUCGCAAGCCGCUGCGGGUGCAAUUCCUCACGUCCCAGUCUACCCUGGACUCAAGGGCUUCUGGGCUCCGAUUUGAGGCGAAGCCACCCCAGAACUGUAAUUUUUCUGCAGUGAUUUAUUUUUACCUUUCAGAUUCCUUGCCAAGAAUAUCCUAGCGGCGAAACACCGUCUUACUGGGGGUCAGAACGUCUGGGUUCUGGUCUUGACUGCCAUUAACUAGCGGAGAAACAUGAACCAGAAGCUACUGAAGUUGGAGAACUUGCUACGAUUUCACACUAUUUAUAGGCAACUGCACAGUUUGUGUCAAAGAGGAGCAUUAAGACAGUGGAAGCAUGGGUUUUCAUCUCCGUAUCCUGUGUGGACAGCUCAGCUGUAUCCCUGGCCCUGGCCAAUAGAUGUGCUCGUUGGGGCUGCUUUAUCUCAGCAUAGGCUUCUAGUAACGAAAAAGGAAGAAAGACCACGGAAAUCUCAGUUAUCUUCAACAAAGUCUAAAAAGGAAGUAGAAGUAUGGCUUGGAAUGACUGUUGAGGAUCUGGGCAGGGCAAUGGGAAAAAAUACAGAUUUUGUAUAUGAAGCUUUGUUGAACAGUGCUGUAGACAUAGAUUCACUGGAAGCAGACUCACCUUUAGAUGAAGUCUGGAUCAAAGAAGUGAUAAAGAAAGCAGGGUUGAAGUUAAAGUGGAGUAAAUUAAAACAGAACAAAGUCAGAAAAAAUAAAGAUGCUGUAAGAAGGCCCCAGGCAGAUCCAGCUUUAUUAACUCCAAGGUACCCAGUUGUUACUAUAAUGGGACAUGUUGAUCAUGGGAAAACGACGUUACUUGACAAACUUCGAAAAACUCAAGUGGCAGCAAUGGAAGCUGGAGGCAUCACUCAGCACAUUGGUGCCUUUCUUGUGUCUCUGCCUUCUGGGGAAAAGAUAACUUUUCUUGAUACUCCAGGACAUGCUGCUUUCUCAGCAAUGAGAGCCAGAGGGGCUCAGGUCACUGACAUUGUCAUAUUGGUUGUAGCUGCAGAUGACGGGGUGAUGAAACAAACUGUGGAAUCUAUUCAGCAUGCCAAAGAUGCUCAAGUUCCUAUUGUCCUUGCCAUAAAUAAAUGUGACAAAGCUGAGGCUGAUCCUGAGAAAGUGAAAAAAGAACUGCUGGCUUAUGAUGUGGUGUGUGAAGAUUAUGGAGGUGAUAUUCAGGCAGUGCCUGUCUCUGCACUUACGGGUGAUAAUCUGAUGGCUUUGGCAGAAGCAACAAUUGCCCUUGCAGAAAUGUUAGAACUGAAAGCAGAUCCCACUGGUCCAGUGGAAGGAACAGUAAUAGAGUCUUUCACAGACAAAGGAAGAGGUCCUGUUACUACAGCUAUAAUUCAAAGAGGAACUUUAAGAAAAGGCUCUGUUCUGGUUGCUGGAAAAAGUUGGGCAAAAGUUCGCUUAAUGUUUGAUGAAAAUGGAAAAACAAUCGAUGAGGCCUAUCCCAGCAUGCCAGUGGGAAUUAUAGGCUGGAGAAACCUUCCUUCUGCAGGAGAAGAAAUUCUUGAAGUCGAAUCUGAGCAAAGGGCACGUGAAGUUGUUGACUGGAGGAAGUAUGAACAACAACAGGAGAAAAGUCAAGAGGAUAUGAAAAUAAUAGAAGAAAAGCGAAAGGAACACCAAGAAGCACAUUGGAAAGCCCGUGAGAAGUAUGGCAACGUGCAGUGGAAGGAGAGAUCAUAUCUAAAGUAUUUAGAAGGAAAAGGACAAACAUUCUUAAGGCCAAAAGAGAAAAUGGAGAGAGAUUCAAAUGUACUUCCUGUGAUUAUUAAAGGUGAUGUUGAUGGUUCUGUUGAGGCCAUUUUGAACAUCAUAGAUACCUAUGAUGCUUCACAUGAAUGUGAACUAGAAUUAAUACAUUUUGGAGUGGGCGAUAUAACUGCAAAUGAUGUUAACCUUGCUGAAACAUUUUGUGGUGUUAUAUAUGGCUUUAAUGUGAAUGCGGGCAAUGUUAUCCAACAGUCCGCUGCAAAAAAAGGAGUAAAAAUUAAACUUCACAAAAUAAUUUACCAUCUUGUUGAAGAUUUGCAAGAAGAACUGAGCAACAGAUUACCCCGUGCUGUGGAAGAGCACCCAGUAGGUGAGGCGUCUAUACUAGCUAUUUUCUCUGUAACAGAAGGGAAGAAAAAAGUUCCUGUGGCUGGCUGCAGAGUCCAAAAAGGACAGUUAGAAAAACAAAAAAAUUUUAAAUUAAUCCGUAAUGGACAUGUAAUUUGGAAGGGCUUAUUAACCUCACUGAAACACCAUAAAGAUGACAUUUCAAUUGUCAAAACUGGAAUGGAUUGUGGUCUCAGUUUAGAUGAAGAAAAUAUAGAAUUUAAAGUAGGAGAUAUAAUUGUUUGUUAUGAAGAAAAGUACAGACAAGCCAAGACUUCUUGGGAUCCAGGAUUUUAAAGUUACAUUAAAAAUGUAAAUAACUCAA
Molecule: messenger RNA, 2888 nt
Organism: Cebus imitator (Panamanian white-faced capuchin)
Lineage: Eukaryota; Metazoa; Chordata; Mammalia; Primates; Cebidae
Gene: MTIF2
Product: mitochondrial translational initiation factor 2
Exons: 15
Coding region: 677-2860 (727 amino acids)
Biological process (GO): translational initiation
Molecular function (GO): GTP binding; translation initiation factor activity; GTPase activity
Source: RefSeq, a predicted model, not a curated record